Salvelinus namaycush (lake trout) is the source of this 668-nucleotide messenger RNA. It is a transcript of the gene laptm4b, whose product is annotated as lysosomal protein transmembrane 4 beta. The transcript is spliced from 5 exons. The annotation marks the transcript as partial. NCBI's taxonomy places the organism in Eukaryota, Metazoa, Chordata, Actinopteri, Salmoniformes, Salmonidae. The record is from RefSeq and is a predicted model, not a curated record. Gene Ontology annotation, cellular component: lysosomal membrane.
GACAGUGCAUUCAAGCUGUUGACAUCAGUCAUCGAAUGUAGCGGCUCUGAGGACGAGGAAGUCUCCACCGUUUUACUUAAUCGGUUAACGGGGAAAAGCCUAUAUUAUUAACCCAUAGAAACAUACAUGAAAUAGUUUGUAUAACCUGUCCAACCGGAACGAUGAUUUCCCCGUGGGACCGCUGGUAUACAACUAGCUGCUCCCUCUGCUGUCAUGUUCGGACGGGCACCAUUAUCCUGGGAAUAUGGUAUAUGCUCAUCAAUGCAGUGGUUCUCCUCAUCCUCCUAUCGGCCCUUAGCAACCCGAUCCAGUACCGCUACCACCUUACCAACGCUGAGCUGGGAUCAGACUUUGAUGUCAUGGAUGAUGCUAAUAUGUGCAUCGGCACAGCAAUCUCUCUGCUCAUGAUUCUAAUAUGUGGUAUGGCAACCUAUGGUGCUUACAAGCAACAUGCAGCGUGGCUCAUCCCAUUCUUCUGCUACCAAAUCUUUGACUUUGUCCUUAACACCCUGGUGGCCAUCAGUGUUGUGGUGUACCCCAACACCAUCCAGGACUACCUGCACCAGCUGCCAGGGACGUUACCAUACGAAGAGGACAUCAUGUCCACCAACACCUUGUGCCUGGCCUUCUUAGUGCUGCUCUGCCUGGGCUGCAUCCUCUCCUUUAAG